This is a messenger RNA of Brassica rapa (field mustard), 1474 nucleotides long. RefSeq names its product cysteine desulfurase, mitochondrial. Gene Ontology annotation, cellular component: cytosol; mitochondrion. Gene Ontology annotation, biological process: iron-sulfur cluster assembly. Gene Ontology annotation, molecular function: cysteine desulfurase activity. NCBI's taxonomy places the organism in Eukaryota, Viridiplantae, Streptophyta, Magnoliopsida, Brassicales, Brassicaceae. The record is from RefSeq and is a predicted model, not a curated record.
AUGGCGAAAACACCCUCGGACCUUGGGAGUAUUCUUCCUUAUUCCUCGAAUCAAUGCCGUCUAUGGUUAUCUUCUCCGAAUAUUCGCCGAUCUCUAUCAAGACCACACGUCGCUGUUUCCUCUCGUCGCCACCUGUCUACCGCCGCCGCUGCUGCUGCUACUUCUACAUCGGAUGAAUCGGGGAUCGUGUGAAAAGGAGUGCGAAUUUCAGGUAGACCUCUUUAUCUAGAUAUGCAAUCGACGAUUCCGCUUGAUCCUAGAGUAUUCAAGGUGGCACGUAUCCAGGUCACGAAACUGAUCGGCGCAUCACCGAAAGAGAUCGUGUUCCUAUCCGGCGAACAAUGCGAUUGUGAAAUGAGUGGGCACUUUUACAAGGACAAGAAGACGCACGUGAUAACCACGCAGACUGAGCACCGUGGCGUUUUUGAUUCUUGGAGGCAUUUGCAGCAAGAAGGCUUCGAGGUUGCUUACUUGCCUGUGAAAACUGAUGGUUUAGUCGAUUUAGAGAGGUUGAAAGAGGCUAUUAAACCUGAUGCCGGGCUAGUUUCUAUAGUGAGAUUUGGUGUUGUGCAACCUAUGGAGGAGAUUGGUAGGUUGCGUUUCAUACUGGAUGCUGCUCAAGCUAUAGGGAAGAUACCUGGUUGAUGUUUUGAGAAAUGGAAUGUUCAUGUUAUGUCAAUGAGGGGACCAAUACGGAUUGGUGCUAUGUAUGUUAUGAAUAGUGGAGGUCAAGAGAGGGGAACAUUGGCUACGCAGCAAGUUGUUGGCCUUGGGGUUGAUUAUGAGUUGGCGAUGAAGGAUAUGGAGUAUGAUGAGAAGUGGAUUAAGAGGUUGCUGAAUGGAGUUAGAGAGAAGCUUGAAGUCUAUAUUUCUGAUUCUGGGAAUCUGAAUCUGUCGUUUGCUUAUGUUGAAGGAGGGAGUCUUUUGAUGGGUUUGAAGGAAGUUGCAGUGUCUAGUGCAAGUGCUUGUACAAGUGUGAGUUUGGAGCCUUCUUAUGUGUUGAGAGCUUUGGGUGUGGAUGAGGACAUGUCUCACACUUCGAUUAGGUUUGGGAUUGGGAGGUUUACUACGGAGGAAGAGAUUGAUAAACCGGUCAGAGUACGGUUAAACAAGUUGAGGGAGAUGAGUCCGGUUUAUGAGAUGGUUAAAGAAAAUAUCUAUAUCACGAACAUACAAUGGUCUCAACACUGAUUCAACAGUUUCCAUGUGGAGAUGCAGAUGAUCUGAUCCUGAGUUCGUACUAUGUUCUGCUGGUAAUUUAUGUCUAUAUUUGCUUUCUAGAUAGAUACCAAGUGAGCAUGUCGUGUUAUGGUUUUGUAAUAAGCAGAGCAUAAACAAACAUUAUUUUCUGGGUUGGAUUGUUAUCGUUUGUAUGAUCUAUUUCUAGGUAUUAUGAACCUUUUGGUAAAAGCUAUUUUCGCUUUUGUUUUUUUUUUCUGGAUCAAAUCUAAGAGCCAUACGUACGGUUUGUUUU